AAGUUUAGUAGCUAACAAGAUGUCGAACCGAAAGUAUCUGGGCAUCGCAAUUGCUUUACACUUGCUCGGCUGCUCAAUGGCCGGCAACAUCUUGGCAUUGAUGGGCAUGACAUCGCACAGUCAUCACAUCUGGAAUAGUGUUCUGCUCUACGAGCUAGCUGAAAGGGGUCACAAUCUGACCAUACUCUCGGUGAAUUUGCCACGAGCCAAUGAUAAAGUGCCCGCCAAUGUUACCUACAUCUAUCUGGAACGUGCCUAUGAUUUCUAUACGGAUGAUAACGAUAAGAUUGACAUCAAUUCGUUUAUUGGCAUCGGCAGUUACGAAACUAUUCCCAUACUCUACAAGUUUGGCAUUAAAACCGCCGAGUUCAUCACACUUUCGAAGGGUCUGCAGCAGCUUUUAGAUUAUCCCGAUGACUUCAAGUUCGAUGUAAUCAUUAAUGACUACACGAUGGGACCCUAUUUGCUGGGCUUUGUGCACAAGUUCAACUAUCCACCUGUAAUUGGCAUUACUGCCUUCCACAACAAACCUUUGGUGCUGGACUUUAUGUCCAAUAGUUAUUUCCCUGCCCUGAUUCCAUAUUAUUCCACCCUAUAUACCCCGAAAAUGAACUUUUUCCAACGCUUCGAUAACACGCUAAUCUUCGCCCUGGAUACAAUCUAUCGUCGACUGUAUUACAAUCCCAAACUCGAUCAGAUAAUGCGUCCGUUUUUCGGUGCUGAUAUGCCACCGCUCUCAGAGCUAGCUAAGCUGACAAAGAUCUCGCUGAUCAACACACAUCCUGCAACAGAUUAUGUAGAAUCUUUGCCACCAAAUAUCAUUGAAAUCGGAGGCAUGCAGGGCAGACCGGGAAAACCUUUGCCCACCGACUUGGAUCAGUUUAUGCGAGGAGGAAAACGGGGUGCAAUACUUUUCUCACUGGGCACCAAUAUGUUGCCACACAACGUGGACAGAGAGACGAAGCUGAAGAUUGUGGAAGCUUUCCGACAGCUACCUGAAUACAAUUUCAUUUGGAAAUUUGGCAACGAUUAUCUAAAGGAUGUGAAAGUGCCACGCAAUGUUCUGGUCAGAGACUUUCUGCCACAACGCGAUAUACUGGCUCAUGAAUCUCUGACACUGUUUGUAUCCCACUGCGGAGGAUUGAGCACGCAGGAGGCCACCUGGCAUGGUGUGCCCUUAGUUGGCAUUCCCCUGUUUCUGGAUCAAUAUCGCAAUCUCUUACAAACAAUUGGAGCUGGCGCCGCAGUUCAAGUUGACUACCUGAAGAUGACCACCGACAGUUUGGUUUCGGCCAUACGCGAGGUGGCCGAGAACGAACGCUACUCAAAGGCCAUGAAACUGCGCUCGAAACGCUUUCGCGAUAAUCCUGUGCCGCCACUUGAGUUGGCUGUGUGGUGGGUUGAGUAUUUGAUGCGUCAUCCGGAUCCUGUGCAUCUGCACUCUGAAGCCAAGGAACUGAACUACUUCCAAACACAUUCACUGGAUGUGCUCGCUGUGCUGGCUUUGAUUCCACUUCUCAUUCUCUAUGGAUUGAGUCGCCUUUGUCGUGGUCAAGUUAAGGAACAGCAGGCGAGAAAGCACCGCAAACGCGAUUGAACAGCGGGAAAGUAAGUCAAGGAUUUAGCUUUUAAAUAUGAUUUUUAUUUCGAUAUACAUAGCUAAAUAUACAAUACAUUUUUGUUGUUAUUAUUA
This is a messenger RNA of Drosophila nasuta, 1693 nucleotides long. RefSeq names its product UDP-glucosyltransferase 2-like. Bases 20 to 1597 code for a protein of 525 amino acids. The transcript has 5 exons. NCBI's taxonomy places the organism in Eukaryota, Metazoa, Arthropoda, Insecta, Diptera, Drosophilidae. The record is from RefSeq and is a predicted model, not a curated record. Gene Ontology annotation, molecular function: UDP-glycosyltransferase activity.